GACUCUGCUGCAAAGGACUGACAUAAUUACCAAAGUGCCCUUAUGAACAAUACGUCAAUAUAAGCGCUGACUUAAAAACCCUAAACCCACCCCAUCGCUGUCUCUCUUCGUUUCUCCAUUCUCAGCAACUCAGCAGACCGAAACAGAACUUAGUUUUUUAGGUCUGUUUUUCUUGAGGGUUGAGACAUGCUUGUGUUGUUCGAGACUCCGGCAGGCUUUGCCCUUUUCAAAGUCUUAGAUGAAGGGAAGCUGAAUAAAGUUGAGGACUUGUCAAAGGAAUUCUUGGCUCCUGACUCUGCCAGAAAGGUUGUGUCGUUGAAAGCCUUUUCCAAGUUUGAAAACACUGCAGAAGCUUUGGAAGCUGCAACCAAACUACUUGAAAGUGCACCCAGUAAAGGUCUGCGCAAGUUUUUGCGUGCGCAUUGUGAUGGUGAAACACUUGGAGUGGCUGAUUCAAAGCUUGGAAAUGCAAUUAAGGAAAAACUGAAAAUUGAUUGUGUUCACAAUAAUGCUGUUAUGGAGUUGCUGAGAGGUGUGAGAACUCAGUUGACAGAACUCAUAUCUGGUCUAGGUGCUCAAGAUUUAGCUCCGAUGAGUUUGGGUCUUUCACAUAGCCUUUCUAGAUACAAGCUAAAGUUCAGUGCUGAUAAGGUUGAUACAAUGAUUGUUCAAGCCAUUGGUUUGCUUGAUGACCUUGAUAAAGAGCUCAACACAUAUGCAAUGAGGGUUCGUGAAUGGUAUGGUUGGCAUUUUCCAGAGCUUACUAAGAUCAUACAAGACAAUAUCAUGUAUGCCAAGGCAGUAAAACUAAUGGGUGACCGUGCUAAUGCUGCUAAGCUCGACUUCUCAGAGGUAUUACCAGAAGAGGUUGAGACGGAAUUAAAGGAGGCAGCAGUUAUAUCCAUGGGGACUGAAAUUAGUGACCUUGAUCUGAUGAAUAUCAAAGAUUUAUGUGAUCAGGUUCUCAAUCUUUCUGAAUACCGAGCUCAGCUAUAUGAUUAUUUAAAGAGCAGGAUGAACACUGUUGCACCAAACUUGACUGCUCUUGUCGGUGAACUUGUUGGUGCUCGUCUCAUUGCUCAUGGUGGCAGCUUAAUAAAUCUUGCCAAACAGCCUGGUAGUACUGUUCAGAUUCUAGGUGCGGAGAAGGCUCUCUUCAGAGCUCUGAAGACAAAGCAUUCGACUCCCAAAUACGGACUCAUCUACCAUGCAUCCUUGGUUGGUCAGGCAGCACCAAAACACAAGGGGAAGAUUUCCAGGUCACUUGCCGCAAAGGCUGCAUUGGCAAUUCGUUGUGAUGCUCUUGGAGAUGACCAAGAUAACUCUAUGGGACUUGAGAACCGAGCCAAGCUUGAAGCAAGAUUAAGGGCUCUUGAAGGCAAAGAACUGGGACGUUCUGCCGGGUCGGCUAAAGGCAAGCCUAAGAUAGAAGUCUAUGACAAGGAUCGGAAGAAGGGAGCUGGGUUAAUAACUCCUGCUAAGACAUACAAUCCUGCAGCAGAUUCUGUUCUCAGUCAAAUAACAAACACCGCUGCACUUGAUGAACAAGACACAGUCCCAAAGAAGAAGAAGAAGGUUGAGGCCGAACUUCCACAGAUAGAGAAAGCAGCUGAGGUACCUGCAAUUGAAGCUAAGAAAGAGAAGAAGAAAAAGAAGAAGAAAGCUGACAAGGAAGCAGGUUUGCCAACUAAUGAAAAUGAACCUGAAAACGAAGAACCUACGGAGAAGGAAAAGAAGAAACAUCAGACCGAGGAUGUAGAGAAUGCUGAAGUAGGAGAGAAGAAAAAGAAAAAGAGAAAGCACGAAGAACAAGAAGAUACAGAAUCUGAAGUGCAGACCAAGAAAGAGAAAAAGAAGAAGAAGAAGAAGAGUGAAGAUUGAGAAAAAUCAAAGGCCUUACGUGGUGAUCGACUGCCAGACAAAUUUUGGGUAAGAAAAUAGAAUUUAACUUAUGCUUGUAAAAUGUGGUAUUUUGUUGAGUUAAUCAUCUGGUAGUGUGUGUUCUUUAAACCCAAUUAUGAUGUAUUUUCAACUUCCUUAAGGAUGCAAUUGCAGGGGAAUAUCAAAACAAUUUUUUGUUAUCCUUUUAA
Messenger RNA from Gossypium raimondii (Peruvian cotton), 2090 nucleotides. Its product is annotated as probable nucleolar protein 5-2. The record is from RefSeq and is a predicted model, not a curated record. Gene Ontology annotation, molecular function: snoRNA binding. Bases 187 to 1881 code for a protein of 564 amino acids. The transcript has 9 exons. Gene Ontology annotation, cellular component: box C/D methylation guide snoRNP complex; small-subunit processome. Lineage: Eukaryota; Viridiplantae; Streptophyta; Magnoliopsida; Malvales; Malvaceae.